This is a messenger RNA of Rotaria sp. Silwood2, 753 nucleotides long. NCBI's taxonomy places the organism in Eukaryota, Metazoa, Rotifera, Eurotatoria, Philodinida, Philodinidae. The record is from the annotation of a GenBank genome assembly.
AUGAAAAAACUGCACAAUAUUGAUGUUCUUUAUUCAUUAUUGUACGUUAAUAAUGAACAUCUAAACAGUCUAGCACAAGAAAAAAUCUUCAGUAACAUUCUUAAUUUUGUACCCAUCGACAAUGUUUCUUCAAUUGAUCGGCACAAAAUUGAUCGAUUUUGUAUCGAUAUAUUGGCAAAAAUUCGUCAAAAUGUGGAAUGUUUUAUUCUUGAACCCGUUUCAAUGAAACGCAUUCUUCUUGCUGCCGAUUAUCCAAAUCUAACUGAACUUAAACUUUUUAAUUUUGAUAAAGUCGCUUUAAAUUAUUUUACAAAUGAAUCACCUCUUCGAUAUAUCUUUGAAGAAAAAAUUACAAAACUUACUAUAGAAAAUAAUGAUCCAUACUACAGGAUAGGAUCAUUGGACAACUAUAAUAGAAAUGUGUAUCAACAUAUCUUGAAGUUUUUUAAAAAUUUAAAACAUCUGAGUAUUAUUGGAACAUUGGAUCCUUCAUAUCCACAUCAAACUUUAUCAAUCUGUGAUUCAUCAUCAACUGCUUUUUUCUCUUUAACUCUUACUUAUUUAUGUAUCAAUGUAUACACAUUAGAUGAUUGUCUUUAUUUACUUGAUGGUCGACUCAAACAAUUAACUACAUUUAUUAUUCGAAUAUCUAUCAUGGGCAAGUCUUUAUCAAUCAUUCACAAUAUGGAUGAUUUACCUAAUUUGAAAUGUUUUUCAUUCAAAUGUUGUCGUCCAAUUGAUAAAUAUGAUUAG